This is a messenger RNA of Carassius auratus (goldfish), 5326 nucleotides long. RefSeq names its product potassium voltage-gated channel, subfamily H (eag-related), member 3 (gene kcnh3). Gene Ontology annotation, biological process: potassium ion transmembrane transport; regulation of membrane potential. NCBI's taxonomy places the organism in Eukaryota, Metazoa, Chordata, Actinopteri, Cypriniformes, Cyprinidae. Bases 375 to 3944 code for a protein of 1189 amino acids. The transcript is spliced from 15 exons. Gene Ontology annotation, molecular function: voltage-gated potassium channel activity. Gene Ontology annotation, cellular component: plasma membrane. The record is from RefSeq and is a predicted model, not a curated record.
GCAAGGCUCGUGGUGCCAGGAGUCCACACAGCAUCAGUGCGCAGUCUCUUCACCAGUCAGAGCUCCGGUCUCCAGCGCUGCCGUUACGCACAGGUUCAUCUGAUCUCCAAGCUCCAGACUUACAAAGACACGAACACGGAUUUUCCUCUUUAUGACACGAUGUAAGGCAGAUAUGUGGGCUUUUCGUUAAAGGAUAUGGUAACUGUUGAGCUGCCAAAGUGGAGCCGCGCGUAUCACGGAUCGGGGCGCUCCUGCAGGGUCUAGGAUGCGCGCCCGGAACAUCCCGAUUUUUACCCGGGUUCGGGGCUGAGCAGGAGUCCUCUACCCCUGCAGGGCGCAGAGGCGGGAGGAGGACGCAGUCGACCCGCACCAGGAUGCCUGUGAUGAGAGGUCUGCUGGCCCCGCAGAACACCUUCCUCGACACCAUCGCCACCCGUUUCGAUGGCACCCACAGUAACUUUGUGCUGGGGAAUGCACAGGUCCAGUCUCUGUAUCCCAUCGUUUAUUGUUCCGAUGGCUUCUGUGAACUCACUGGCUAUGCCCGUGCCGAACUGAUGCAGAAGAGCUGUGCCUGCCAUUUCCUGUAUGGGCCGGAGACCAGUGAUAAGCUGAUGGCACAGAUUCAGGAUGCCCUGGAUGACAGGCGGGAGUUUAAGACAGAGCUGGUCUUCUACAAAAAAGGAGGAACUCAGUUUUGGUGUCUUUUGGAUAUUGUGCCCAUUAAGAAUGAGAAGGGAGAGGUGGUUCUCUUUCUAGUGUCACACAAGGACAUAACAGACAACAAGAAAGUACAAGAUGAAGAACAGAGUCCAGAAAGAGACGAGGAGACGGGGCUGAAGGUGCACAAGGUCAUGCAACCACCGGGCUUCAGUGCCAACCGGCGACGCAGUAGAGCUGUGCUUUACCAGCUGUCUGGACACCUGCAGAAGCAAGACAAGAGCAAACUCAAGAUCAACAACAACAUGUUCGGUGAGAAGCCGCCCAUCCCAGAGUACAAAGUGGCAGCCAUUCAGAAGAGCCGCUUUAUUCUUCUCCAUUACGGCACCUUCAAAGCUGGCUGGGAUUGGCUGAUCUUGCUAGCCACCUUUUAUGUAGCAGUUACUGUGCCCUACAAUGUGUGUUUCACCGUCGUCGGUGGGCGGGAUGAGUUGUCGACCACAAGAAAUCCACCGAGUGUUAGCGACAUCUUGGUAGAAAUUCUUUUCAUGUUAGAUAUUUUGUUAAACUUUCGCACCACAUUUGUGAGCACAUCAGGCCAGGUGGUGUAUGAUGCGCGCUCUAUCUGUGUGCAUUACGUCACCACCUGGCUCUUUGUUGACCUGAUUGCGGCGCUACCUUUUGACCUGUUGUACGCCUUCAAUGUCAGUGUGUACUUUGGAGUUCAUCUGCUGAAAACAGUUCGAUUGUUACGGCUUCUACGCUUGCUGCAAAAGCUGGAGCGCUACUCCCAGUACAGCGCAGUGGUCCUCACAUUACUUAUGUCCAUGUUCGCCUUGCUGGCACAUUGGAUGGCCUGUGUCUGGUAUGUCAUCGGCCGCAGCGAGAUUGAGAACAGCCCUGGUUCCUGGGACAUCGGCUGGUUGCAUGAGCUGGGUAAACGUCUGGGAACCCCCUAUUUUCUGUCCCCUCUUGCAUCCCUCAUUCCUGAUUCACUGCGCCCCACCAUCUUGGAUGGAUUGGUGGUCAAUUCAAGCCAGUGGAACGGCACUGAUCUGGUGGGACAUGAGUCUGUGUGGAACUCGAGCCAAUUGAACACAACAGGAGCGGAGCCAGUGGGCACUUCAAACACAGGACAGACUGGAGCCGUGCUGGGAGGCGGGCCCUCGAUUCGGAGUUCAUAUGUGACAUCACUGUACUUUGCUUUAAGCAGUCUGACCAGCGUGGGCUUUGGCAAUGUCUCAGCUAAUACUGACUCAGAGAAGAUCUUCUCUAUCUGCACCAUGCUGAUUGGAGCACUCAUGCAUGCCGCGGUCUUCGGUAACGUGACGGCCAUUAUUCAGAGGAUGUACUCACGCCGCUCUCUCUAUCACACUCGUACCAAAGACCUCAAAGACUUCAUCCGAGUGCAUCGACUGCCAAAGGCCCUCGCGCAGCGCAUGCUGGAGUGCUUUCAGACCACAUGGUCUGUCAACAAUGGCAUCGAUGUCAGCGAGCUUUUGAAGGACUUCCCAGAUGAAUUGCGGGCUGACAUUGCUAUGCACCUGAAUAAAGAGCUUCUCCAGCUGCCUCUGUUUGAGUCGGCCAGUCGAGGGUGUCUGCGCUCUCUGUCGCUUAUCAUCAAAACCUCCUUUUGUGCUCCAGGAGAGUUCCUCAUUCGCCAGGGUGAUGCUCUGCAGGCCAUCUACUUUGUCUGCUCAGGCUCCAUGGAAGUGCUCAAGGACAACACUGUGCUGGCUAUACUGGGAAAGGGAGACCUGAUUGGAUCGGAUUCGCUGACAAAAGAGCAGGUGAUCAAGACCAACGCAAAUGUGAAAGCACUGACAUAUUGUGACCUGCAGUACAUCAGCCUAAAGGGACUGCGUGAAGUGCUGCGCCUCUAUCCUGAAUAUGCCCAGAAGUUUGUCAGCGAAAUUCAGCACGAUCUCACCUAUAACCUGCGGGAGGGCAGUGGAGCUGACCUGGACUGGGAAAGCAACGGUGGUCUGGUGAAGAAACUUCCUGCUAUCCGUGAGGACGAGGAGAAUGAUGAAGAGCAGCACUCUGUGUCAAGGGCCCCACGAUCUCCCCUUCGCCUCACCCGGGGCCUCAGCUCCCCCCUGCGAUCGCCUCUCCUCCCCCCUCGCCCCUUCCGCCCUCCGUCAGACCACACGCGACCCGCCACCCUCCAGAUCCCUGUGGUCAGUUUCAGCAGUGCCCCUCCAGAACUCAGCCCCAGGUUUGUGGAUGGCAUAGAGACAGAAAGCAAUUCCAGCUCAUCACAAAGGUUUGAGUUCGGUCCCUCCCUACCUCAGAGCGGUCCUCCAUCCCCUUCCCCAGUGAACCAGGAGCAGCUGGAGACCAAGCAGAGCAUCACCAAACUGAGUGAGGAGAUGACUAGUCUAUCCCAGCAAGUCUCUCAGCUGAGCAAAGAGCUACAGGAAAUGACACGUCUCCUCAGGCCCUUGCUUGUCAUUGGAUCUCAACCUCUCCUGACAGCCCUUAAUCAAACAAUGCCUCCGUCUCCCAGCAGUAGCAGCGGUCCAACAAUAUCCACACCACCAGCUCCUUCGCCCACAGUCACAUCGUCUGCACCACUCAGACCUGCUUGCCCCCUAUUAGGCAGCGCAGACACUGGGAGCAUUGGCUUGCCCAGCUGUCUCAUACCCACCAACCUGCCGCAGAGACCCCAAGCACAAGUUCAGGCAGACUGUUCGAGGGGACCUUUCUUGCCAGUCCAUCUUUCUCCAGUGACAGCCCAAAUGGAGGGGGAAGGGACCCAGGCAACUCCGGCCCAGCCACCGCAAGCCAGCCACCACCUAUCCCCAUCUCUAACCUUUUCCUUAUCGCUCCCUUCUUUCCGCUCCCAAUCCACUUCCUGCUCUCCCUGCCAGGGUCCUCACCGACCUGCCAGUCACAGCAGAGGUUUGCUACCUCAUGCCCCCUCACAGGACACCCCACCUCCACCACCCUCUCACUGCUCUGCACCACCCUCGAUCAAUAACUCCCCUGGUGACCACAGGGUGGGAUUCAGUCCAUUUCCCUCGUCCCCUUCCUCCACUGCCACCGCCCCUCAGGUCCAGCCACGGUCGUGCACUCCUCCUUCUUGUCCACACACUUCCCCACCCUUGCCCUGCUUCCUGGACUCCCUGCCAGAAACCCAGGCCUCUUUUGUCACUUCACAGUCCCUGCAGAACCCCAGGCCAAGACCUCCUCAGUUAGAGUUUGAAAUGCAAGAAUGGGCAGCAGGAGGGAGGCCUUCCACAGAGCAUAUCACCUUCAUAGAUGAAGAAGGACCGCCACUGUGAGAGAAUGAAUGAUGAAUACUACGAUUAGUCAACUUUUAUUAAAUAGGGGAGUGGUGAACUGGGCUGUGACUGCAGUUACCCUAACACAACUACAUUGUGAAUGACAGACAAAACGGAUCGCUGUUCCUUAAGGACAAUACUCUUGUAAGUGGACAGCUUGUGGCUCUGUUCUAAACCCUAGUGAGCUACCUACUUUUACAGAGAGCAAUUUUAGGGUUGAUAGGCUAGGCAUGGUACUGACACCUUUUUCAAAUGGUAGACAGCUAAAAUUAUGCUGUCUUAAAAGCAUAUGAGCAUGUGGCUCAAAUGUAUGUCCCUCUUGUAUGUAUGCAUCACAGAUAAGAUAUCAUCAUCUUCUUCAUUUUUACAAAUCGGAAUCUUGUAAUCAUGGUAAUACCAACAGGAUUUUUACAUUUAUUCACAGUAGACUCCACAUAGAGUCUUAUUUUACAUGCUGACAGAAAUUGUCAACAAAGAAAAGCAUUGAUAGGAACAGUUCCUAAUUAUAAAUGAAAAUGUUGAGUCUAAUAUUUUAUGCCAGACUCUAUUGGAAUCAACUGUGAACAACCUUCUUGUGCUGUUAGAUAGGUUAAUGUGUUUUGAUGGCUUUUAGACUGGGUUUUGGGAACUUGCCAGCUGGUCAGGUUGAGAGACAAUUGAUACAAAUUAAAAUGGUUUUGAUUCAGUCAUUUAUGAGGUUAGAAUGUUACUUUAAAUUGUAGCUGCCUAUGCAGACAGCUUUCUAUGAUUUGGAACAGAGCCACAGUGGCAUUCACCACCUGGGAGCACCUCAGUACCUGACACCAGUCAGUCAAUCUCCUCUGAGCACAGCUUCAUGAAGUUCCUCUUCUAAAGGCAUUCUAGGUUCUUCACAGGCAUCAUAAUCAACAAAGCACGGUGGCCAGAACUGCAAAGAUCCUGCUGUGGUCAUACCUUGCUACGGGAGUUUAAUAUAACAAGUGAAAGUGCACUGAUUAACUUGCAUGGCUGUGCACUAAUCACGCACAGAAUACAGGAAUUGUCAGGUGGUGUUUCUUAUCUCUGUAUUACCAAAACCAUGUUUUUAUUCUACAAAUUACCCACCUUGUAAAUCGAGUUCAUAUUUGAAUUUCUAGAACUGAUAAAUGAAUAAGCUGUCACAAUACAUUAUCCAUAAUACUUCAUUUGUUUUAACCAGACUGUCCCAGGUCACCUAACACAUUCACUAACAAGAACCAUGAGUUGCAUAUUCAGUCAGAAUGGAGACCUUGGGAAAUGCCUGUCCUCCACUUCUGAAAAUUGAUCAAUUAAUAAGCUGAAGGUGUAACACUUCCCUGACAGGCACACACAUACACAUAGAUACUUACAUUCAUUCAUACACACAUACACACACACACACAAUA